UGAAACUCAAUUUUACAUAGACCUUCGUAGAUGUUUCCGGUAUUUUCUGGUAACACGACAUUAACGACAUAUAUGAGGCACAAAUAAGUAACAUUAAUCUGCCUUCAACAAAAUAAAAGAAACUUGUAAACAAACUCAGGAUUCCUUUGGUUUGAAUUGUUUUGGAGAAAAUCAUUGAGAUGGCAGCCUUCUUUCGUUUAGUAGACCCUCAUGGGAAUGAAUAUCAGCAUGUGCAAGAUCACAGUUUACAACUCGCUCUCAAAGAACUUGAUCAACAGAUUGAAGUUAUACAACAACAAGAACGACAAUUAGCAUUUCGGAAACGUGCUAUUGACGACGCCAGACAAGAAGUGUUACAGCAAAUUCAACACAGAAAGUUCCGUCAGUACUUGCAUGAGCGAGAACAGGAAGCCCGUUUACAGGAAUACUAUUUAGAACAAUUACGGGAACGUAGAGCCUUCGAACAAGUUAUACGCACUAUUGUACAAAGGAGAUAUGAGGAUGAUGAGUUACAAAGAAACAUUCGCCGGGAGAAAGAAGCCAGGAGAUUGUUACGAAGAAUCUUAGUUUCAGAUCCUUCCAAUACUCAACUUGUAGUACCCAGAAAUUUCCACCAAUUUUUCAUUAAUCAUCCUGUAGUGGAGCAUCUUAACUCUUCUGAUGAGCAACAGGGAACAACCGAAAACACCGAUAACUCUCAAAGAACACAUUCUCUACCUGAACAAUUUAGAUCACCUUCGGCGAAGAAGUUAGACAUUCCGACACAAGAUCCAAAAGAUUUUCACAUUGGAUUACAACAACCUAUUUCGGAUGAAAGUCCUCAUGUCGCGGAAAUUCCUUAUUCACACGAAAUGGCAGAGAAGCGUUCUCACCAGGAUCCCUUUGAUGAUGAUUUGACCCAUGGCGAGCUCGCUGAACUAAAUGAGUAUCUUUUAGGUGCUCAACGGCGUCUAAAUAAACGUGGCAACGCAAGAAAGCACAUAGAUGUUUCUCAGACACCCCCUGGUAUUUCACCCUUUGAAAAACUGGCUAAUGCUGCUCUUAAUCCUGAUCCAGAAGUUAUCGAACCUGAAGACGAAAUCUCAACUCAAAGAAGAGAUCCUUUGGAGACUCUACUAUCUAGCGGACACUAUUCAGUCGUAAACAGCGAUGAUGAAUCUAGCCCUUUAGAAUUUGAAUCCACCCAAUCCAAUCCUAUGAAAGACGAGAAUGCUUCUUUUAAAGCUAAAGAAACAGCCACUUCAGAGACAGCGCAAUCAGCGAACUUGCAAUCCGAGCAACAUCCUACCACAUCUUCGACGGAACAACCCUCAAGUAAACCUGAAUCAACACCGAACAACGAAGAAGCAGUGUCUUCAACCAAUCGGCCAAUUGGUGAGCAAGACAAUGGUGCUUCCGAACGCCCUGUAUCUCAAAGUUCUGUUCGGCAUAACGUUACAGUUGAAGAAGUUCCUGAUGAAGACGCAUAAUAUUUAAUUUAGACAAUUAUUUAUGUUCUUUGUUUGUUCCCAUAAAGGUUUACGUUCAUAAUUAUCAUUUGUAUAUGAGGUUGAGUCUUAUUCGACCAAAGUCAUACUCCUUUCUUAUUUAUAUUUUGUUUAUGAUAAAGUAUCACGGUAAUUUUACGAAUCUUUAAGCUUGUUAAUUUUGA
Schizosaccharomyces octosporus yFS286 is the source of this 1651-nucleotide messenger RNA. RefSeq lists its product as uncharacterized. The record is from RefSeq and is a predicted model, not a curated record. The transcript has a single exon. Lineage: Eukaryota; Fungi; Ascomycota; Schizosaccharomycetes; Schizosaccharomycetales; Schizosaccharomycetaceae. Bases 180 to 1469 code for a protein of 429 amino acids.